Messenger RNA from Plasmodium relictum, 1986 nucleotides. Its product is annotated as conserved Plasmodium protein, unknown function. The record is from RefSeq and is a predicted model, not a curated record. The coding region runs from base 1 to 1986 and encodes 661 amino acids. NCBI's taxonomy places the organism in Eukaryota, Apicomplexa, Aconoidasida, Haemosporida, Plasmodiidae. Gene Ontology annotation, biological process: regulation of transcription by RNA polymerase II. The transcript has a single exon. Gene Ontology annotation, cellular component: piccolo histone acetyltransferase complex.
AUGACAAAAGGGCUAAAUAAUCAACAAAAAAAUUUAAAAUAUAAGCCAAUAGAUAUAAAUAAAAAAUUACUUGUAAUUAAAUCAGGAGAAGAUUUAAAAAAGUUAAUAAAAAAAGAUAAUCCAUCUGAUGAAGAUAUAUCACAAUUAAAAUCAUUAUUAGAAAAUAAUGAAACAAAAGCAGAAAAGAAAAAAAAAAAUAUUAUAAUCCCAAGAUUUAAAAUAUGUGACGAUAAUAAUUAUAAACUGAACAAAUUUGAAAAACCAUCCCAUUAUAUUAGAUAUGAAUUAUAUAGAGAUCAGGUAACAGGGAUAAAAUUAAGUGAUGGAACAAUAAUUCACUAUGAUUUAUUGAAAGAAGAUGAAUUAUUUUUACAAAAUUUAAAUUCUUAUUUAAAUAUUGAGGUAAAUAAUGAAGAUUUUAGUAAGUUAAUAGAUAAGUUUGAAAAAUUAACUGGGAAAUCAGAUAACAAAGAAGAAAUAAACUUUAAAGAUGCUUUAAAAGCAGCGAGUGAAUUAAAAAUAACAUAUAAAAGUAGUGUAAUAAAAGAUAUUUAUUCAUACUGGAAAAAUAAAAGAAAAAAAUUAGGGAGACCGUUGCUCCGAAUGUUUUGGAGUAAUUCCCAAAAUAGUUUACCACACUAUUCUGUGUUUAGACCAAGAGUUAAAGAAAAAAUGACACUAAGAAAACAUAAAAAAAAGAAUUUUGAUGUUAUAAUAAAAAUGCAUAAACUUAUUGAUGAUUUUAAAAAACUAGAUAAAAUUUUAAGAAAGAUUAAACAAAGAGAUGAGAAAAAAUUGUUAUUAUUGCAGUUAAAUGCCAUUUUAUUUGAUCAAAGAAAAAAUGAAAUAAAAGAUAAAACAUAUGUUUGCCCUAUGUGGAAUUAUUUCAAAGAUUAUAAGAUAGAAAAGAUUUAUAAAAAAUUUAAAAAGGAUAAAUUUUAUAAAAAUUUAUACAAUAAUAUUAAUAAUAAUUCUUUGCAUAAUAAAAAAAUAAACAAAAAAUUAAAGAGUUACGGGAGAAAUGAGCAAAUGAAUAUUUUAAAGGUCAAUCCAAAUGAAUAUAAAAACGUAGUUUUAAUCAAAAGAAGAGGGAGAAGUAAUAGAAUGUGGAUAGAUAGAAAAUAUGUUGAUGACAUUAAUAAUAAUGAUAUAGAUUACUGUGAUUUAUCUUACACUUUUAAUGAUUUUGUUGAAGCUUCAUUAAAUUUAAAAAAAAAUUAUGAAGAAGAUGUAUCUAAUUAUCUUUCAGGAUACAAUAUACCCUUAAAAUUAAAUGUGCAAAAAGAAAAAGUAAGAAAUUUAUAUUGUAACUUAUUUAAUGAGGAAAACGAUUUUUCUCAUGAAAAUUAUGAAGAAAUAAACAAGGAAAGAAAAAAAGAAAAUGUUUUACAUGAUCAAGAUUAUUCACAGUCAUUAAGAAUGGAAUCAUUAGAUAGGCCUUUUAAAAGUAAAGAUACGUAUUUAGAUAAUAAAAAAAGUAAUAUAAAUGUUAAAAAUAAUGAUGCAAAAUCUUCUGAUUUAUUUUUAUUCAAAAUUGAUGAACAAUCUAAUAAUAAAAAUGAUACCAAAAAUAAUAUAAUAGAUAUAGAGGAGUUCCACAAAACUUUCGAUGACAAGAAAAAUGAAGGAUUUAUUUUGAAUAAUGAAAAGGUAAAUACAACGAAUAAUUUUGAAUUAAUUAAUAAUAAUAAUAAUUGUGAAUCAACAAAUUAUGCUAAUAAGCAAAACAACAAAACUAUUUUCCAUUUUGAAGAUAUUAUUGACCCUUUAGUGAAUAAAGAUAAUUAUAUCUUUUGUUUAAGUAAAUAUGUUUAUAUACAAAAAAGAAUAUUAUUUUAUCUAGAAAAUUUAUUGAAUUUUGAUAAUUUUAAUUUUAAAAGUAAAAAAAAAGAUAAUAAUUUAAAUUCUUCUCAAAAUGCCACACAAAAUAAAAAUAAUACAGCACCAAAAACCUCUAACAGUAAAAAUACUAAAGAUGCUAAAUGA